AUGGAGAUGCAAAGGUGGUCCACAAGGUGGAAAACGAAAAGGUGGAUUAUGGAUUCCACUGUAACCGCAUUCAUCACUUUAACCCUGGUUCUUCAGGCUACACAUGUCAGAGCAGCUGAACCGGUGGACGUGCUAAAAGUAUUAGAAUUUCACAAUACCCCCGAAGGAGUUCGGAAAACAUCAGGAUUUUGCACAAACCGAAGGGCGUCUAAGCCGGACACAGCCUACAGAGUUGGAAAACAGGCCCAGAUCAGUGCCCCCACCAAGCAGUUAUUCCCAGGGGGUGUGUUCCCUGAAGACUUCUCCAUCCUGACCACCCUCAGGCCCAAGGCUGGCCUCCAGUCCUUCCUGCUGUCUGUUUACAGUGAGCAGGGCGUGCAGCAGCUGGGGGUGGAGGUGGGACGCUCACCCGUCUUCCUGUAUGAGGACCAGAGUGGCAAGCCUGCUCCUGAGGACUACCCCCUGUUCCGCUCUCUCAACCUGGCCGACGGAAAGUGGCAUCGUGUGGCCAUCAGUGUGGAGAAGAAGACGGUCACCAUCAUCGUGGACUGUAAACAGAAGAUCACCAAACCCCUCCUCAGGAGUGACCGUGCCUCUAUUAACACCAACGGGAUCACUGUGUUCGGAACCAGGAUCCUUGACGAGGAAGUCUUUCAGGGUGACAUCCAGCAGCUGCUGAUUGUGGCCGAUCCUAAAGCAGCUUAUGACUACUGUGAACACUACAGCCCCGACUGUGAAACUCCCCACGGGCACUCCCUGCAGGCCCAGCAGCCCGAGGACGAGUACACUACUGCUGAUGACUUAGAUUACACUCAGUUCUAUGAUUACUCUGAAGUAGAAGGAGAGACAGAGAAUGUUCCAACAGAUGAGUACGAGGCGGGUAGUGACCCUCAGGUAAAUGAAACACUGAAAAGAAAGAAAAAUACGCUUAUUUGUCCUGUGAGAAAGAAACGUAGUGUCUACAUGAAAAAGAAGAGGACCCGAAAGUCCCUUAAGUCUAAGGCUAAGCCCCUAAAGUUCCAGGCCUCUAAAAAAUCUGCAGCUAAAAAGUUAGCGGUCGCUAAGAAGAAGAGACAGAUGAAUGGCUAUCAUGGCUAUCAAGCUACCGCGCCGGAACUACACCGAUACAGACUAAACAAUGUAGACGGAGAAUACACUGAGUAUACUGACAGUGAGCUUGACUACGGAACUGUAGAGGGUACUCAAACUCAGUCUCCCAUUGCCACCAGUGGACCAAACGAGGCUGUCGAGGAGGAGAUUGUUGCUGGUGACUAUGUUGUCACUGGAGCCGCCCCACUGAGUCAGGAGCCCACCGGUGCCCCCGAGGCUGGCCUGGACAGUGUGGACCCCGGAGUGGACGAGUAUGACUUUAAGGAGUAUGACCUAGGGGGCGUGUUGGACAAUAAGCAGUAUGAGUAUGGGGUGUAUGAUGAGUAUGGAAAUGUGGCCGCUGAGCUACCCAACCACAUGGAUACUGUUGAAGAAGAGGUGGGGCUGGGGGUUCCCGCGGAAACGGAGGAAUUCACCCAGACUGCCGUGGCUGGUGGUGGGGAGAAAGGAGAGAAGGGCGAACCCGCUGUGAUCGAACCUGGCAUGCUGAUUGAAGGACCUCCUGGACCUGCAGGCCCAGCUGGUCUACCAGGCCCCUCAGGUCUGCAUGGACCCCCUGGUGUUGCUGGAGAUCCUGGUGACAGGGGUCCCGCAGGGCGGGCAGGUCUGGCAGGAGCCGACGGUUUACCAGGUCCUCCGGGUACCAUGCUGAUGCUGCCAUUCCGUUUUGGAGGGGACGGAGAGAAGGGACCCGUGGUGUCUGCCCAGGAGGCCCAAGCCCAGGCCAUCCUCUCCCAGGCUAGACUCGCCAUGAGAGGUCCCUCAGGUCCAAUGGGUCUCACAGGAAGAUCCGGUCCAGUGGGUGUUCCUGGUUCUGCUGGACUUAAAGGUGAUAGUGGAGACCCUGGUCCUCAGGGCCCCAGGGGAGUCCAAGGGUCUGCAGGACAAAUAGGCAAAUCUGGCAAGAGGGGUCGUGGCGGAGCCGAUGGCGCCCGAGGAAUGCCUGGAGAGUCAGGCUCUAAGGGUGACAGAGGCUUUGAUGGCCUGCCCGGUCUGCCUGGUGAGAAGGGACACAGGGGGGAGACAGGACCACUGGGACCACCUGGAGCCCCUGGAGAGGAUGGACAGAGAGGCGAGGAUGGAGAGAUCGGGCCAAGGGGAUUGGCUGGAGAGAGCGGUCCUAGAGGUCUGCUUGGGCCCCGCGGUCCACCCGGUCCGACUGGACAGCCUGGUGUCGCUGGAGUGGACGGGCCACACGGUCCCAAAGGAAACAUGGGACCUCAAGGAGAGCCAGGACCUCCGGGUCAGCAGGGGAUCCCAGGGACACAAGGUCUUCCUGGUCCUCAAGGUCCCAUCGGACCGCCUGGUGAAAAAGGACCUCAGGGCAGGUCGGGGUUGGCUGGUUUACCCGGGUCAGAUGGACCUCCUGGUCAUCCUGGUAAAGAGGGCCCACCUGGUGAGAAGGGAGCUUUAGGCCAGUCAGGUCCCCAGGGUCCUAUUGGUUAUCCUGGUCCUCGUGGUGUCAAGGGUGCUGACGGUGUUCGUGGACUGAAGGGUGGAAAGGGAGAGAAGGGUGAGGACGGUUUCCCUGGGUUCAAGGGAGACAUGGGUCUCAAAGGUGACAGGGGUGAGCUUGGUGUGCUUGGGCCCCGCGGGGAGGACGGACCUGAGGGCCCCAAGGGCCGAGCAGGGCCCAACGGAGAGUCUGGCCCCAUGGGUGCUGCUGGAGAGAAGGGAAAACUGGGUGUUCCAGGAUUACCUGGCUACCCAGGAAGACAAGGUCCAAAGGGUUCCAGCGGCUUCCCGGGCUUCCCAGGGGCCAACGGAGAGAAAGGAGCCAGGGGCGUGGCGGGCAAACCCGGUCCAAGGGGGCAAAGAGGUCCAACGGGUCCACGAGGGGGUCGGGGUGCUAGAGGUCCUACAGGCAAGCCAGGCCCUAAGGGCACGGCGGGCAAUGAUGGUCCACCUGGCCCGCCUGGCGAGAGAGGACCUCAAGGACCCCAGGGCCCCGUCGGGUUCUCAGGACCAAAGGGCCCCCCUGGACCACCUGGAAAGGAUGGGCUGCCCGGCCACCCUGGUCAGCGAGGAGAGACGGGAUUCCAAGGAAAGACAGGUCCACCCGGCCCAGGGGGAGUUGUUGGUCCUCAGGGUCCCACAGGAGAGACUGGUCCCAUCGGUGAGAGAGGCCACCCUGGACCCCCAGGUCCACCCGGAGAGCAGGGUCUUCCUGGCUCUGCUGGCAAAGAGGGAGCCAAGGGAGACCCCGGUCCCCAAGGAGCCUCAGGUAAAGACGGUCCCGCUGGUCUACGAGGAUUCCCAGGAGAGAGAGGUCUUCCCGGCACGUCGGGUCCAGCUGGUUUGAAGGGAGGAGAAGGACCUCAGGGACCCUCUGGCCCCGUGGGCUCCCCUGGUGAGAGAGGUGCUGCUGGACCUGCCGGCCCUAUCGGUUUAUCUGGUAGAACUGGUCCUCAGGGGCCCCCAGGACCUGCUGGAGAGAAGGGAGGGCCUGGUGAGAAAGGUCCCCAAGGACCAGCUGGUCGGGACGGAGUCCAAGGUCCAGUGGGUCUGCCUGGCCCCGCCGGACCUCAGGGUCCACCCGGAGAGGACGGUGACAAGGGAGAGGUUGGAGAGCCAGGUCAGAAGGGAAGCAAAGCAGACAAGGGUGAACAGGGUCCUCCUGGGCCAGCUGGUCUCCAGGGUCCCAUCGGUAACCCAGGACCUGCAGGAGGUGAUGGAGAGCCCGGUCCCAGGGGUCAGCAGGGGAUGUUCGGACAGAAGGGAGACGAAGGAUCCAGAGGUUUCCCCGGGCCCCCUGGUCCCAUUGGUCUGCAGGGUCUUCCUGGACCUCCAGGAGAGAAGGGUGAGAACGGAGAUGUCGGUCCGAUGGGUCCCCCCGGUCCACCUGGUCCCAGAGGUCCUCAGGGUCCUAGUGGAGCUGAUGGUGCACAAGGUCCUCCCGGUGGUGUGGGUGCCAUGGGAGGCGUGGGUGAGAAGGGUGAAAACGGUGAAGCUGGCAACCCAGGAACCCCUGGAGAGCCCGGAACUGGAGGGCCUAAAGGCGAGAGAGGAGACAAGGGAGAGGCAGGACCACCCGGAGCUGCUGGACCCGCUGGCGCCAAAGGACCACCUGGAGAUGAUGGACCCAAAGGCAACCCUGGGCCGGUUGGUUUCCCUGGAGACCCUGGUCCACCCGGUGAGGCCGGUGUUGCUGGAACUGAUGGCUCUGCGGGAGAGAAAGGAGAGGAUGGUGAAUCUGGUCAGCCUGGUCCUCCUGGUCCAUCUGGUGAAUCUGGUCCACCUGGUCCUCCCGGCAAGAGAGGCCCCCCAGGAACUGCCGGUGCAGAGGGUAGACAAGGAGAGAAGGGCGCCAAGGGUGAGUCUGGAGCCGAGGGACCCCCAGGUAAAACUGGCCCAGUCGGCCCACAGGGGCCCUCAGGAAAGCCCGGUCCAGAAGGUCUGCGUGGAAUCCCUGGCCCUGUUGGUGAACAAGGACUUCCUGGUUCCUCUGGACAAGACGGCCCACCUGGACCUAUGGGACCCCCUGGUCUCCCAGGUCUGAAGGGUGACCCCGGGACCAAGGGUGAAAAGGGUCAUUCAGGUCUGAUUGGUCUGAUUGGACCCCCUGGCGAGCAGGGAGAGAAGGGAGACAGAGGCUUGCCUGGACCCCAGGGUUCUCCUGGAGGCAAGGGCGACGGUGGUAUUAGUGGAUCUUCAGGUCCUCUCGGUCCUCCUGGUCCUCCAGGCCUGCCUGGUCCUGGAGGUCCUAAGGGAUCUAAGGGUUCAUCGGGUCCUGCUGGUCAGAAGGGAGACACCGGUACGAUCGGUCCACCUGGUCCUCCUGGUCCCCCUGGUGAGGUGAUCCAGCCACUGCCCAUCCAGUCUCCCAAGAAGAACCGCAGACACGCAGACAUGCAGGCGGACGCGGCGGGUACCAUGAUGGACUACGGAGAGGGCAUGGAGGACAUCUUUGGUUCGCUCAACAACCUCAAACAGGACAUUGAGAGGAUGAAGUACCCCAUGGGCACACAGAACAACCCAGCCAGGACCUGCAAAGACCUGCAGCUCGCCCACCCAGAGUUCCCUGAUGGCGAGUACUGGAUAGAUCCUAACCAGGGAUGCUCAGGGGACUCCUUCUCGGUCUACUGUAACUUCACGGCUGGAGGAGAGACCUGUAUCUACCCAGAUAGGAAGUCCAGCGGAGUCAGAAUAUCUUCAUGGCCCAAAGAAAUACCCGGGUCGUGGUUCAGUGAAUUUAAGCGGGGUAAACUAUUGUCAUACGUUGACGCAGCCGGCAACACAAUAAACGAGGUUCAGAUGACCUUCCUGAAACUACUGACUGCUUCGGCCAGGCAGAACUUCACCUAUAACUGCCAUCAGUCUGUGGUGUGGCACGACGAGACCACCGACAGCUAUGACAAGGUGCUGCGAUUCCUAGGAUCCAACGACGAGGAGAUAUCCUAUGACAACAACCCCUACAUCAGGGCCCUCACAGAUGGAUGCGCGACGAGGAAGGGCUACGGAAAGACUGUGAUAGAGAUUAAUACUCCCAAAAUCGAUCAGGUUCCCAUCAUAGAUGUCAUGUUGUAUGACUUUGGAGAUGCCAGCCAGAAGUUUGGAUUUGAAGUGGGUCCAGUCUGCUUCCUUGGCUAA
Messenger RNA from Salvelinus namaycush (lake trout), 5700 nucleotides. RefSeq names its product collagen, type XI, alpha 1a (gene col11a1a). NCBI's taxonomy places the organism in Eukaryota, Metazoa, Chordata, Actinopteri, Salmoniformes, Salmonidae. The transcript has 66 exons. The record is from RefSeq and is a predicted model, not a curated record. Gene Ontology annotation, molecular function: extracellular matrix structural constituent. Bases 1 to 5700 code for a protein of 1899 amino acids.